Molecule: messenger RNA, 1038 nt
Organism: Ipomoea nil (Japanese morning glory)
Lineage: Eukaryota; Viridiplantae; Streptophyta; Magnoliopsida; Solanales; Convolvulaceae
Product: homeobox-leucine zipper protein HAT22-like
Exons: 2
Coding region: 107-925 (272 amino acids)
Biological process (GO): regulation of DNA-templated transcription
Molecular function (GO): DNA-binding transcription factor activity, RNA polymerase II-specific; sequence-specific DNA binding
Source: RefSeq, a predicted model, not a curated record
CCUAUACAUACACUGAUACACUACAUGCAUAUAUAUAUAUUUUACCCUCCACCCAAUUCAUCCCAUCACCACUACAAACACCUCAAAAGUUGCAUUAAAAAAUAAAAUGGGAUUAGAGGACAUCUACAGCACCAGACUCACUCUCAGCCUAGGAUCCGAUGAUCUUCAUCGCCAGGUUUAUCGGCAAAACAAGAGAUCAAAGCCGCCUUCCCCGAUAUCCGACAACUAUCUGCCGUCCCUCUCGCUGGGAUUGCCGUGGGAAGUGAAGUUUGAAGCUAUGAACGACGGGAGCACUGCGAUGAUGAUGAACUGUUGCCUGCAGCAGGCUUCUCCGGCGGCGGCGCCGUCGUCGUUCUCGGACUCGAGUUUGAAGAGGGAACGAGAGAUCAGCGGCGGCGAAGAAGAUGAACUUGAGGCGGCGGAGAAAGGGUCUCCCUGCAGGGAUGAGUACCAGGAUGAUGAAGAGGUUGUCGGUACGAGGAAGAAACUUAGGCUCACCAAACAACAGUCGAUUGUCUUGGAAGACAGCUUCAAACAACACACCACUCUCAAUUCUAAACAGAAGCAAGAAUUGGCGAGAAGGCUAAAUUUACGGCCGCGACAAGUGGAAGUGUGGUUCCAGAAUCGAAGAGCGAGGACGAAACUGAAGCAGACAGAAGUGGACUAUGAAGUACUAAGGAAGUGCUACGAAACCCUCACGGAUGAGAACAGAAGGCUGCAGAAGGAACUGCUGGAGCUCAAAGCAGCCGCCAACCAGACAACGACGGCGGCGCCGCCGUUUCACAUGGCGGCGACGCUCACCAUGUGCCCUUCCUGCGAGAGGACUUACGGUGGCUCCACCGACAGCUCUGCCAAAUUUUCUAUCUCGGCCGGAGGAAAAUCUCACCUUUUCCGAUCAUUCUUGAAUCCCUCCGAGGCUUGUUAGAAAGAUCAUAUCAGAGGUCGACUUCUGUAAAAUUAUAUUAUGUUUAUAUAUGUGUAGAGAAUAUCGUAUUGUAAACUCGAAUUGAUUUAAUUCAAAUGAAAAUCUUGACAAAA